Molecule: messenger RNA, 2963 nt
Organism: Amphibalanus amphitrite
Lineage: Eukaryota; Metazoa; Arthropoda; Thecostraca; Balanomorpha; Balanidae
Product: glutathione S-transferase D4-like
Exons: 3
Coding region: 534-1283 (249 amino acids)
Biological process (GO): glutathione metabolic process
Molecular function (GO): glutathione transferase activity
Source: RefSeq, a predicted model, not a curated record
AUUCGACGUCCGACCUCCGCUGCGGCAGGGUGGCGCCGGUCCGGGCAGUCAGUGCGGGCACCGAGUCGGCCCCAGUGGGCCCCGCAGCGCUUCAGGACAUCCGACUGGGCGGAUUUUGGUGAAAAGCGGGGAAUUGUAGAGUUUGGAAAGUAUGUGUGGUAUCUUGUGCUGGGGUGUUUGUGUGUUGUUUUUGUUAGGUGGGGUAUAUGGUGGGGAGGUGUUUUCAGUGUUUUUGUGAUUGUAGUGUAGUGUUGCUCGCACUGGAUAUAUUCCGAGUGGUGUUUGUGAGUUAUGCAUCGGUGAUUGUGAUUGUUUGCAAUUGGUGCGUUUCGAAAUGAGGUGUUGAGUGUCCGUUUGCUAGGUGGUAUUUGGGUGGUAUAUGUUAUGUGUUACUCUUCACGAUGAAUGUUGGCGUAUAUCGUUCAAUAAGUGCCGGUGAAGAUGUUUUGUUUUGUGUGCUUUGUGCGCAGUGUUCUUCGUGACCGUGAAAGCUCCACGAUUAACCCUGCACCCUGCAUCAUUGGUGUGAAUCAAUGAGCCGUUCCAUCUUGCCUCCUGUGCCAUUGCCUCCCUAUCGACUGUCGUCUCUGCUGUGUGCCGCCUCAGUGCCCGCUGUCACUCCCUGGCUGCUACCCCUCUGCCUGCAUUCUCCCACCCACAGCCUCCCUCAGGGCCAGAGAUACACCGCACCCGCCCCGGUUUACUGCUGCUGUGUUCCGCAGGCACGCGUCGGUCGUAAAAUCUGCAGCAAUUGGCUCUUCAUAAACCAUUUGUCGCUCAACGACUUCCUUCCUCUUCGCUCGUCCAGUGUAGUAACACCUCGGGCCAUCAUGCAGUACCUGGUGGCGGUGUACGGCAGGCCGGCGUUCGACCACCUGUACCCGGCGGCCGACCACCAGCGACGCGCCACCAUCGACCGUCUGCUGCAGUUCGACCUCGGCACGCUCAACAGGGCCAUCCUCGACUACUUUGACCCGGUGAUACACCGCGGCUCGGCGCCGGACGAAGCCAAGGCCAACGUGCUGAAGCAGUCGCUCGACUACCUGGACCGCUUCCUGGAGGAGUCUGGCGGCGAGUUCGUGGUGGGCCACCGGCUGAGCCUGGCCGACCUGGCGCUGCUGGCUACUGUCUCCCGGCUGGAGGCGUUCAACUACCGCACCGAGUCCUACCAGCGCCUGCACACCUGGAAGACGCGGCUGCAGCAGACGCUGCCCUACUACCAGGAGUGCAACGCCGAGGGAAUGGCCAUGUUCAAGGAGAUGCUGGAGCAGAAGAAGCAUUAAUGCAGGGUACAGGCAUAAUGGGGAGUUGAUAGAUUGAUGCGGGAAACCAGGGUUGUCAGAGCUGGACUGUUGGUGCCAUUACGGGCGAUGGAUUUUGAUGUCGAGCGAAACGUUAAUGAAAUUCUGCAGGCUGCUACAGAAUUAUGAAAGCAUGCAGGAAAUCCGUUUUUGUUUGUUUUAGUGGUAAGCGAUCGCGAUGGCAGAUCCUGUCAAAACUGAUUGCUCGGGUACAUUGAAUGAAUGGUUAAAUUGCGAUAUUUCUAUUGCACACAGUGAACUCUGAACUCUGGCUGUACCUAGUUCCUGGACAGAUCCAGGUACAGCGAAUGGAGUUCAUUUAGUAUUUUAAUGUCAGCUUAAAACUAUACUAAAGUGUAAGUAUUUGUGAUUAAAUGUGGUAAAAUGUAAGUUGCUGCCGAUAUAAUAUGAAACCUUGCUAACAUACAUCAGCACCCAUGACGCUUUUCCAGUGGUGAAACUUUGCAUCGUAACUCCAGAAAGUACUUUUGAUAAAGUAGGCAUCUAUGCCAGCUGCAAGACGCGAGGCUUAGAUAGCUGAUGAAAAUGUGAGUGCACUGCGCAUUCCUUUUGCAACCAAUGGAGCUGUGAUAAACACGUUCGGGUAUAAAGAUAGGUGGUACGUUCGCAUCCAGCAGUCUGGACCUGGAUUGUUUUCGCUUAGUUGUUUUCUAGGAUCGUUUUUUGUAGUAAGGCGCCUUCCAGCAGUCGUGUCAAAACUGGCAAUCUUGGUCUGAGAGUGCGUGCAUUUAGCCGAUAAAAGAAACGAAAUUUUGUGUUGAUAUUUGACCGAAAAUUAUCUCGGGAACAUAACGGUGAGAGAAACACUGCUGUUCUCAGCAGCGAGCAGAGCGCAUGAUGUAGUAAUAUCAAAACAAGCGAUACAUGGUGACAUGUUAUUAUGUAACCAUGUCUUCUGUUUCUGUUACUAUCGCAUCACAACUUCCAUCUUUGUGAAACGGCAACUAACUGGCCUGCACGUUGUUACCUGAAAGCUUGUGCUUAUUGCUGUUCACUGGUGUGUUAGGUUUUUAUCUCGCCGCUAUGUAGCUACCUUUUUAGAAACAAAACUAAGCUCCUUGUGAUCGAAUGUUUUCUUAUCGAAUUCCGUUAAGGAUGAUUGUAUUUUAACAGUCGCUUAUUCCACGAAUAAGUUCUAUCUACGAGGAGUGUUGAACAAAUGAACAGGGUAUGAAGUAAGUUAAGAGUUUCUGAAAAUGUCGAUUGAUGCUGUUAAUUAGAUAUCUCAGAUGUGCCCCUCAGUCGUUGGAGGUGGUGAGUUCAUUGAGUGUUUAGGAUUUCGUUGUUUUAUAAGAAUGCAUGCAUCCAAAAGUUAACAGAAAUGCAUCCCAUGUAGAUUUAUGUAUGACCAGCCAUAUUCUUGUUGGGACAAUUGUAACAUGCUAGCCUCUGACUGAUACAAGACACUCUGAACCGGUACAUACCCACUCUAGAUUGAUAAGACGUUGAAAAAAGUCGCACGUUCUGUUUACCGAAAUGAUUGGUGAAUCGUUGAACUGUUGUGUUUGAUUUGUCAGCCACAUGUUCUCUCUGAUGUUUCGUAUCAACUACCUGCCCACACUGAUAACAUUUACGAGCUGCUAAUACGACUAUGUUAACUUAUGCGUCAUGCUUUUUAAUAAAUAGCAGAUUAUUCUAUCA